Molecule: messenger RNA, 237 nt
Organism: Scutellospora calospora
Lineage: Eukaryota; Fungi; Glomeromycota; Glomeromycetes; Diversisporales; Gigasporaceae
Source: the annotation of a GenBank genome assembly
CAAUUUCAAGGACGAAGUACAACUCCUUCUUAUCUCCCUGUUCAUAAACCAAAGGCAAAAAAUGUACAACCAAAAUUAAGAGGAUUUGCUAAAAAUCUUAAACAACUUCAACUGCAAAGAGUUGUUAAAAUUUCAGGUCCAAAAAAUAAACAAGGAAGAAUCAAAAAACCAAAAAUAGCAAAAAGCUCAAGACGUCAUUCAAGAGUAGUCAGAAGCCCAAGACGUAGAAAUAGAUAA